Molecule: messenger RNA, 4358 nt
Organism: Acyrthosiphon pisum (pea aphid)
Lineage: Eukaryota; Metazoa; Arthropoda; Insecta; Hemiptera; Aphididae
Gene: cindr
Product: CIN85 and CD2AP related
Exons: 11
Coding region: 830-2665 (611 amino acids)
Biological process (GO): cell migration; actin filament organization
Molecular function (GO): protein binding
Source: RefSeq, a predicted model, not a curated record
AUUCGGUCGUCGUCGUCGGUCGUCAACGACUCUAAAUAAAAAACGAGUCUUAAAUAUUGUUAUCAUUAAUAAUAUCGCGUCGACGUCGUUACGUCUUCAAGACUUGAACGCGGACACGUCACGUCGUCCCUCCUUCUCAUCGGCGUCGGUCGAUACGCAAAGAUUAUAAUAUUUUAUUAACAUUACAAGAUAAUAUUAUUAUAGGACGUACCCAACAUUAAGGACGGAAACGAGCGAAAUAACUUUUUUAAAAGCCAAAUCUAUACGCGUCUAUCCACGACGAUAAAGCGAUUUAUCGAUAAAAAAUACCGUGCGCGAUUCGGCCAAUGCCGUCGAGUGUCGAUCGCCGUCGUCGACUUCGCGGGAAAGUCGUGUGGCCGGCGAUUGCGCGUGGCGGCGAUAACGGGCGGGUGAUAUUAUAAACAUUAUAAAAAGAUAAAAACGCGCACGCACCGAGCGGCGAGUGCGACGGCGGUGGUUGUCGCUGGGUCGGACGGGAUUACGACGACGAAAGGUGAAAAUCCUCGCGCGGAGUUAUCACGACGAUAACAGUACUACCUACCUAUGGGUAGUGUAAUAAAAUAAACAACGAUAAUAGUAAUAAUAUUUACGGACAAUAAUUAUGAUCUCAUCGCCGUCGGAAUCGUAUCGGAGUGUCAAGUAGCAACACCGCGCCGCGAUCACCUCCCGAGAACUCACGUAGGUAGUCUUUCGCGUGCUCUUUCGUUCGGUCGACGUUAUGACGACGUGCCAUCGCCACCGCCGCCGAUGCGAUAGAUGAAAAACGCCAUCGGCCGUUGCGUCUCAUCACAGCAGCCGACGACCAGACAUGGAAGCCGUGGUCCAAUUCGAUUACGCGGCCCGCGAACCCGACGAGUUGACGUUGAAGAAGGGAGACGUCAUCACCGAUGUCAAGCCCAUGCCCGACGGAUGGAUGGAAGGACACAAGGACGGCAAGAAAGGAAUGUUUCCCGACACCUACGUUAAGAUUGUUCAUAAUUCUGGCGGCGUCGUUUUGAGAAAAAAAAAUGCCAGAAAGUGUAAGGUGUUGUUCAGUUACAAACCAGCAAACAGAGAUGAGUUGGAGUUGAACAUAGACGAUGUAAUCGAGGUUCUUGGCGAAGUCGAGGAAGGUUGGUGGAAAGGAGAGCUUAGGAAUGAAAUUGGUGUUUUUCCAUCCAACUAUGUCACUGAAAUAUCAGACGUUAAAAGUAUUAUUAUUAGUAGAAGUGACUCAAAAACUUCAACUGGAUCCCUCAAGAAAGAAGAAAGCAUCAAGAAAGAAAAAUCUAUUGUGGAACCAAUCAAAACUGCUGAUAAUAAUAUAGAACCCAAUGCUCCAGUUCUGCCUCCAAAACCAGCUAAAGAAGUUUGUGUUGCACUAUUCCCUUACGAAGCUGUCAAUAGUGAUGAACUAUCACUGGCUGAAGGCGAUAUAGUUACUAUUUUAUCACGUGAAGUAGAAGACAAAGGCUGGUGGAAAGGAGAACUUAAAGGAAGAAUCGGAGUGUUUCCUGAUAAUUUUGUUCAAAUAAUGAAUCAAGAUGAGUUGGCAACUAAAUCUGAAAAAACUGUUAGUAGUCCACGUAGCGGCACAACGGCAUCACUGCGUAAAGUUUUUCAGAGCCAAAUGGAAAAUAAACCUUUGGGACCAGUGGUGAGCAAAAAACCAGCUCUGCCACCACCACCGCCUACGACCAAAAAACCACCCACUGCCAAAAGUUCUUCCACGUCUUCUUUGUCAAAAACUAUUAGUGGUAUUAAAUCCAUGUUGAAUUCUGAACAAAAUACCACGGAUAAGAUGAAGCAUAUAAAUUCUGAAAUUGGGGAUUCUAAACAAUACGGCUCUAUAGCUGUAAAACGUUCAGAGUCUGUGGGUUCCAUGAAAAAAACCUCGGAUUCGCCAGAUGGAUCAAGUAUGAGUAGAUCAAUAUACCACGUUACGCCAGAAUCGUCUCCUACAUCAUUAGUGUUUACAAAUCAUGAUAACAAUUCUCCUGAGCUUAAGAGUCCUGAUUUCGAUCAAAUAGAGAGAACUGCAAUGCUCAGUCAUCCAACAGCAUCUCGAGCUAAGGCACCUAGAAGGAGGCCACCGUCUGCAGCGUUUAAUGUAUCCACUGAGGAGGAUCCAGCAUUGGAUCCCCCACCAACAAACGGAAUACCCGGUGUGGAUAAAGAAAAGGCCCCGUGGGUUCAAGAGUUGAAGAUGAAUCAGGCAAAGAAAUCAUCGAUCGCUAAUUCUGUGAUAGGUGGUGGUAGAACACGAGUGAUGAUCAAUCCGUCUACAACCACCAUAACAUCAGAAAGUUCAUCAGAAACCACAACAGUAACAUCCAGAUCAGGAUUGACCUCAGUGGGCUUGGGCGGUGUUGUUUUUAAACCUCCUGGUUAUGUGCCACCUCUGACCACGCCUGAACCAGUCACAGUUAGCACACCAACCAGUCCUGUUGCACCUAUAUCAGCCGAUUUUAGUCUGUCAACGACAUCAGUAGAUGGAAAUCUAAUAUCAGUGUUAAAUGAGAAGGUGAAACAAUUGGAGUCCACCGUUCAACUACAAAAUAGUUUACUUGACAAAUUGUCGACAAAGUUGGAAGUGGAAAUGGAAAAGCGUAUAGAGAUCGAGAAAGAAAUGAAAAAGAUUAUGGAACUCGUAACAAGAGUUUGACUUAGACAACAGUAUUUCCAUAUAAAUUAAUAGUUAAAAUGAUGAAAAGAUAAUCGUUUUAGUUUGUUUAUUUCACGAGUAGCCAUGCAUUGAAUAUCAUGAUUACCUUAAUUGUAGGUACAUUUUUAAUCAAUUAGUAUCGGUAUUAAAAAUGUAUUCAAAAAGUCAACGCCAGAACUCUAAUCUCAAUUCUGUGUUCUGUGUCUUCUGGAAAAUUAGUAUUGAUUAUCAUCUUUUGGGGUUACCUAUAUGCAUAUCCUUUGCACAUUUAUUUUUUAUUCUUCUAGUCUUUAGAGUCUAAUAGUUCAUCAUCUUCAUUAAUAUUUUUAAUUAAGUAUUAUUAUAAUUAUUAUUGUAUUCUAAUCAUUCCUUGAAUUUUUUAGUUAAUUUUGAUAAACUAAAUGUGAUAAAAAGUGGCAUUUCUGACAGAAAAUUAUUGAUUCAGUUUUCACGCUAUUACCUCUUACUUCUUAGUACUCAAUAAAAACAAAAUUCUAAAUCUCAUUGGAUAAUCAAUACAAUUUGUAUUCUAUUAUAAUAUCUUAAAAGUAACAUAUAAAGAUAAGUACUUCGACUGUAUCCUGCCACCUGAAUUUAUUUAUUAAAUACAUUUUACAGUGAUUUUUUUACCUACUUUUUUAACAUUCCUUAGAGUUACACACAUUAUUAUUCAUUAUAUCUAAAAAAAAUGUACUUACUCAGAAUUGUUUUUAGUAAUAGUGUACAAUUAGUGUGUUCUGUUAAGUUUCGUUAUGUAUAUUUAGACUGCCAGGAACUAUGGCGUCUAUGGUGUUUGAAAAUCGAUUUAUGGAAAAAUUAAUGUUGAUAAUCGGAUGUUCAGUUGUAAUUUUAUUAAGUGGUUUGCAAAUCGAUAUCCAUUUAUUUACUCUAUUAUAAUAUAAAUUAUAUUUUUAUAUGUUUAUUAAUUAAUUCCCUAGUCCAAUUUUUAUACCGCUAAAUGUUUAAUGUGCUAAAAAAUUAAUUUUUUUAUUUUACACGCAAAUUAUUCAGUCAUGGCUAAACCGUUUACUACCAUUAUUAUGUUAGCCUCUAAUUUUCUAUUUUAUAUGAAUUGUAUUGAUUUUAUAAUAAUUUUAAUAGUUUUUAUUUUAUACUAAUUUAUUUUUAGAAAAUAUUUAGUUUAAUUCUUGUUCAACGAAUUGUGUACAUAGUAUAAUGUAUUUGAUAGUAUUAAAAUGAAAAAAUUAUGUGCUUAAAAAAUAGGCAAACGACUGAUUUUGCACACAAUAUGCUCUACAUGGCAUCAUGUCAUGUCUUACGAAAUUAAACAUAUUACUCCUCCCCCUCUCCCCCCUAAACGACUGUCCCACAAACGACCAGUAAUAUUUAUUUAGUUAAUUUUUAUAAUGCAUACCUAUAUUUUCAUAAAUAAAAUCUUGUAAUAGCGAUUAUUCAGACAAAUAAUUACAAACAUUUUGUAAAAAUUAUUUUUCAGAAAUGUGAAAUGUCUAUUUAAGCCAAUAAUAAUGUUAUACGAUGAUUUACCAUUGAUUAUUAUAAAUAUUUUUAUCAUAGAAAAAUGUAUGAUUAUCAUAAUUCAAAUAUUAUUAUUAUUAUUAUUAUUAAAAUUAUUAUUACUAACUAUUGUAAGUUGUCCAACGGUGUCAUAUAUAUUUUAUAAAUUGUUAAUUUUUAUUUCCAAUAAAAGUAUUAAAAAUAUAUUCAUAUGUAA